Rattus norvegicus (Norway rat) is the source of this 2130-nucleotide messenger RNA. The record is from RefSeq and is a predicted model, not a curated record. NCBI's taxonomy places the organism in Eukaryota, Metazoa, Chordata, Mammalia, Rodentia, Muridae.
ACUUGCAGAUUCAGGAAGGAUUUACAUUUAAAGGCAAAGGCUCCCUGCCCCUAGGUUUUACCAAGUGAGUAGUGCCCUUCCUGCCCUGUCUGGCCAUCCAAUCAUAUGCCGAUAUGCAGGCAGAUAAAAAGGAGCAAGUGCUCUUUCAGAACCAAUUUGCUGAGCCUGUCACCUGUGUUCCAGGAGCCAAACCAGCAAUGUCUUCCCCUGCACAGCCUGAAGUUCCUGCCCCACUGGACAACUUGAAGAUUCAACACACCAAGAUCUUCAUAAACAAUGAAUGGCAUGAUUCAGUGAGUCACGAGAAAUUUCCUGUCAUUAACCCUGCAACUGAGGAGGUCAUCUGCCAUGUGGAAGAAGGGGACAAGGCAGAUGUUGACAAAGCUGUGAAGGCCGCAAGACAGGCUUUCCAGAUUGGCUCCCCCUGGCGCACCAUGGAUGCUUCAGAGAGAGGACGCCUGCUGAACAAGCUGGCUGACUUAAUGGAGAGAGAUCAUCUGCUGCUGGCUACAAUGGAAUCAAUGAAUGCUGGAAAAAUCUUUACUCAUGCAUACAUGUUGGAUACAGAGGUCAGCAUAAAAGCCUUAAAGUACUUUGCAGGCUGGGCAGACAAGAUUCAUGGCCAAACAAUACCAAGUGAUGGAGAUGUUUUCACUUAUACAAGACGUGAACAUAUUGGGGUGUGUGGCCAAAUCAUUCCUUGGAAUGGUCCAUUGGUUUCAUUCAUUUGGAAAAUAGGCCCUGCCCUUAGCUGUGGGAACACCGUGAUUGUGAAGCCAGCAGAGCAAACUCCUCUCACAGCUCUUCACAUGGCAUCUUUAAUAAAAGAGGCAGGGUUUCCUCCUGGUGUGGUGAACGUUGUCCCUGGUUAUGGACCAACUGCAGGGGCAGCCAUCUCUUCUCACAUGGACAUAGACAAGGUGUCUUUCACAGGAUCAACAGAGGUAGGGCCAUUUUUUGGAACAAAAUAUUUCUUCUCUCAUGUGAAUGUUUCCUUUGCAGUGGAUAGUGCUGUUGAGUUUGCACACCAAGGAGUAUUCUUCCACCAGGGUCAGAUUUGUGUCGCAGCAUCCAGACUUUUUGUUGAGGAGUCCAUUUAUGAUGAAUUUGUUAGGAGGAGUGUGGAGCGGGCUAAGAAAUAUGUUCUAGGAAAUCCUCUGGACUCAGGAAUGAGUCAAGGCCCUCAGAUUGACAAGGAGCAACAUGUUAAAAUCCUUGAUCUCAUUGAGAGUGGGAAGAAAGAAGGAGCCAAACUGGAGUGUGGUGGAGGACGCUGGGGGAAUAAAGGCUUCUUUGUCCAGCCUACAGUCUUCUCCAAUGUGACCGAUGAGAUGCGCAUUGCCAAAGAGGAGAUAUUUGGACCAGUGCAACAAAUCAUGAAGUUUAAGUCCAUAGAUGAGGUGAUCAAGAGAGCCAACAAUACUCCCUAUGGUCUAGCAGCAGGAGUCUUCACAAAAGACCUGGACAGGGCCAUCACUGUGUCUUCUGCUCUGCAGGCCGGGACAGUGUGGGUGAAUUGUUAUUUGGCUCUCUCUGUCCAGUGCCCAUUUGGUGGGUUCAAGAUGUCUGGAAAUGGGCGAGAAAUGGGUGAACAGGGUGUUUAUGAAUACACUGAGCUCAAGACAGUCGCAAUGAAAAUAUCUCAGAAGAACUCCUAAAGAAGCCAGCAGAGUGACGAGAAACUCUCAGCAGUGGCUACAUGUCUCCUACAAUCACCAGCAGAGGGUUGUUUUAUUACAGGGUCUUCUGUUGAUUUCUUAAACAUAAGGAAUCCAUCAGCAUUACUGUAACUCAUAGAAAACAUAUAGCUUAAUUCUUCUAAUACAUGACCCUAAUUCAUACCCAAGAAGAAAGGGAUACAUUUAGGUACAUGCUCUUUGUAACCCAGUCAUGAAAAAGUGCUUUCCAUUGUAGCUACUUGUCUACAGCCCUCAUUUGAUGUGAUUUAAACUCUGUUUUUCGGUGACUUCUUGCACUACUUACCAUGCACAACUGAAAAGUUAGCCACUGUUCUUGGAGUUAUUGUUCUGAGUAUUGUGAAAUAUUUUUAGAAUGACACACCUGCUUGUCAAAUAAAAUGCUUAGCUGUAAAUAGAGUGCAAAGUUUAAUAAAGGCAAAAUCUCACAUGA